AUGUCUACUGCUCGUGGUGUUCCAAUUCCCCCGGGAUACGGUCCUGCUCACCUUGAGAUGCUUUUGUUUCGGUACAUUGAAACCUUGCCCUUCCAGCAUGCCCUUAGGGUCCUGGGACGUUGGCCAGAGGAUUCUCCUGUGGGACAGUAUGCACACAGCAUCCUACGUGAGCUUCCUGCAAACUACUUCCAGCAGCCCCGACUCUUGCCUACCGGACCGCGCUUUGUUUAUGCAAAUGGCGUGCUGGAGCUAAAGCGUAUCGACCAAGCUCUUCCUAUGCAGGAACUCCACCCCGACUCUACUACCGGAUGCGUUGGAGAAGUGAUGCAGGAUGUGCUCCCGUCCCCAUUGGAGCAACGUCGCCUGCGUCCGCUUAAUUCUUUUAUGAUCUUCCGCAGUUUUUGCGCUCCAAUGUUCCCUGGGGUCCCUCAGAAGGUAAAGUCGGUUGCCAUCAGUGAAUUGUGGCAAGACGACACCUUGAAGCCUCACUGGACUGUCCUCGCCAAGGCCUACACCAUUAUCCGUGAUCAUUUCAAUGUCGACACUCCUUCGCUCCCUGAGUUCGUUGAGCUUUGCCUGCCUUUGAUUGGGAUUGUGUCUGCCAAUAACUAUCUCGCCCUGGCUGGCUGGAAUGUGCAGCCCCAUGGACAUGACGGCCUCGCUUUGCAGAAGAUCGCCGUGUCAUGUUUGGCUAACUUCAACCCUCCCAUUAUCUCUGUUCAUGAAGUCGUGCAGCACUGCAUCGACAACAACUACGCUCAAGUGCGUGAUGAGGAAUGGAAUAAGCACAUCCUCUCAAAUGGAGAUGUGUUCGCGGUGGAGCCAGCCUUUGAGGGCACAAUCCAUGAGCCUCAGAACUGGGUAUUUGACAACGUUCCUCAGUGGCCAAUUGAAGAGUUUGAGGUUGAAGAAAUGUACUCUUCUCUUGACACCGAGUGCGACCAUGGACUUCCUAUCAUCUAUGACCCAGAAAACGUCGACUCUUUCACUACUACUAUGGCCAGCCUGGGUGAACUCUACACAUAG
This is a messenger RNA of Penicillium vulpinum, 1026 nucleotides long. RefSeq lists its product as uncharacterized. The coding region runs from base 1 to 1026 and encodes 341 amino acids. The transcript has 2 exons. Gene Ontology annotation, molecular function: DNA binding, bending. Gene Ontology annotation, biological process: positive regulation of mating-type specific transcription, DNA-templated. Lineage: Eukaryota; Fungi; Ascomycota; Eurotiomycetes; Eurotiales; Aspergillaceae. The record is from RefSeq and is a predicted model, not a curated record. Gene Ontology annotation, cellular component: nucleus.